Molecule: messenger RNA, 666 nt
Organism: Mytilinidion resinicola
Lineage: Eukaryota; Fungi; Ascomycota; Dothideomycetes; Mytilinidiales; Mytilinidiaceae
Exons: 2
Coding region: 1-666 (221 amino acids)
Source: RefSeq, a predicted model, not a curated record
AUGCCUGCGCAGGGUGUGCCACCAGUGCAAAUCGAGAGCUCCUGCGAUGAUCAAUUUGGAAUCCGACACGCGACAAUGCUCCGAGAUGCGACGUCGUCAACGAAUGUCAUGAUAACGAGAGAUGGCGUGGCAAAUUUAGAGCCCCUAAGACGGCAGUACGAUCGCAGAGUCUCGGCGGACAAAUUUCUCAAUUCACCAGUGAAAAUUAAUGGAUCGGAGGACUGCGAUACGAGGACAGAACACCUCAAACAGCAUCUGCGAUGUGCCAAAGAGAUUCUCUCGGUUGCAAGCGAUUACGUCGGAAGUGACGCUAGCACUGUUCUAGACAACUAUUCCGAAAGUAAUUCCAGCACCUAUCAUGGUAGCUUAUUUUCUCAACACAGCAGUAUAUACAGCCAGAGCGAGGGUAUCGAUGCUCUAACACAAGCUUUUGGAUCGGUUGUCGGACUAGAUGAGACUCGAAGGAGGUCUAUUCACUGUUGGAUUCCUGGGACAGUGACGGAAGAAGAUGCGGCACAGCCCCUUGAACAGGAAGAUGAUUUCGAGAAGCUUUUGUAUCAAAUUCGUUAUCGGAAAGCGGAGGAAGCCCUACGAGACAAGAGGUAUUCUGAGGCCGAAUCCCUAUUGACGAAAUGCAUCACCGGAAAACACGCCAUGGACUCUUAA